Molecule: messenger RNA, 2151 nt
Organism: Colletotrichum destructivum
Lineage: Eukaryota; Fungi; Ascomycota; Sordariomycetes; Glomerellales; Glomerellaceae
Product: Putative peptidase M13, metallopeptidase, catalytic domain superfamily, peptidase M13, domain 2
Exons: 4
Coding region: 1-2151 (716 amino acids)
Biological process (GO): proteolysis
Cellular component (GO): plasma membrane
Molecular function (GO): metalloendopeptidase activity
Source: RefSeq, a predicted model, not a curated record
AUGGCGCCAACUGCAGCACUCGAUUCGGCCAGUCUCCUCUGCAUCACACCAGCAUGUCUUAGCCUUGCUGCAGACAUCCUUUUCAAUCUUGCCCCCAACCACACAGAAUUCGACCCAUGCACGGAUUUUGAAAAAGUGGCAUGCGGUGGCUUUCAGGCAAAGAGCGCACCAACAGGUGGCUCAGCUUAUGCAGGCACGUUCAACAGUGAUUCAGUUAGGGCCGUUUUGAAGCACAUUUUGGAAGAGCCCUAUCCCUCAGAAUCCGGCGUGGGAUUCAUCACGGAGUCCUUGUCUGAUGAUCAGAUCACUAUUGACAAGGCCAAUUUCAAGCUCAUGACUGAUGCCUACGAUGCCUGUAUGAACUACACUGCUGUUGAAGCUGCUGGGUUGGAGCCUCUGAUCCAGCUCGUUGAUCUCAUCGUGGAGGCUUUCCCAUCGAAAUCGCCAAAUGACUUGAUCACCAAGGAUGACGACUUGGGGAAAGUACUGCUCAUAUUCGCCCAACACUCCAUUCCCACAUUCGAGAUCAUCCUCCCCCAGUGGGAUGAUACAAACCCUAACAGGACUAUUAUCACGGUCCUGCCCGCGGGCGGAUCUCUGCUCAGCUUCGAUGAAGAUGAUGACACCCUGGCAAAAUACUUGGCCAUCCAGGCGUCGGUGCUACAAGCGAUUCAUCCAGCAAAUCUCACGGCUAUCGAAGCAAGCGAUCUUGCUUUGAAGAUCACGGAGUUCGAAGAGAAUGCAGGUAGUCUGAUCAAUGACAGCAAGGACAAUCCAACCUCUCCGCGGAAAAGGUUUACGUUGGAUGAGGUGAUCAGUGUGGCGCCUGAACUCGGUCACGAUUUUAUCAUCAAGAACCUUUCUCCGCCCGAUUAUGUGCCCGAAGUAUUGAAUUUCGCCCCUGGCUACUUUGGCAACCUUUCUGCGUUGCUGGCAAACACUACUGCAGACACACUGCAGGGGUACUUCGUCUGGAGGGCAGCAACGGCAUUUUCCAGCAUCGUCGAGGCCGACGUCACCGAGAAGCUCAACGACUUGAAGAGCACGUUCCAGGGCGAGGAUCCGAAUAUGAUCGGUCGUCGCCCGCGUUGGCGGCAGUGCGUGUCCCAUAUCGAGAACGGGGUUGACUGGAUUGAACUUUCCAACGGACUCGGGUGGAUUCUCGGCCGCUUUUUCGUCGACCGGGCUUACACGAAAGAAGCCCGUGAGCUUACCACGGCUCUCUUGGCCACCAUCAAGACCGAGUUUGUUACUCGUCUAGCUGAUAAAGACUGGCUAUCGGCCGAAGUCAAGGAAACUGCCGAGGAGAAGGUCCGUACCAUCACAGACAAGAUUGGCUAUCCUGACAAGUCCCCGGAAACCACCAACCCGCAAGAUUUGGCCAACUAUUAUAGCGAUCUUCGAAUUGGCGACUCCUAUUUCAACAACACAGUCGAAACUGCUGCCUGGUUUACUUCCAAACUGUGGUUGUGGCUCGACGAGCCUACCGAUAAGGCAAUAUGGAUCUUUAGCCCCUCGAUAGUCAACGCCUUUUACUUCCCGGAAUUCAACGACAUCUUCAUCCAAGCAGGAAUCCAGCAGCAGCCUCUGUACGAUGUUGGCUAUCCAUCAUACAUCAACUAUGGCGGGAUGGGAACGAUACUUGGCCACGAACUGACCCACGGCUUUGACAACCAGGGCCACAACUACGCGCCUGAUGGUGCCCUCACCAACUGGUUCGACGAGAGCAGCGAGGACGCUUUCAGCGAUCGCGCCGAGUGCUUUGCGAAGCAGUACAGCGAGUUCUCUGUUGCGUCUCCAAACGGCACGCGCGUUUACGUCAACGGCAACGCAACGCUGGGGGAAAACAUUGCCGACGCAGGCGGCGUGGCCAACUCCUUCGCAGCGUGGAAGCGCCAACAGGCCGACGGAAAAACCAACGACUGCGAUCUCCCUGGCCUUGGCGGCUUCACGCACGAACAGCUUUUCUUCGUGAAGUAUGCUCAGAACUGGUGUCAAAUCUCCGACUCUCGGGCCCUCGAUGUCUGGCUCAUCAACAAUGAUCCCCACGCGCCUGGCCCUGCACGUAUCAAGGGUCCGCUAGACAACUCGGAAGAUUUCAAGAAGGCCUUCAACUGCCCUGUGAAAGAGCCACGAUGUGAGCUCUGGUGA